Molecule: messenger RNA, 2082 nt
Organism: Aspergillus terreus NIH2624
Lineage: Eukaryota; Fungi; Ascomycota; Eurotiomycetes; Eurotiales; Aspergillaceae
Exons: 2
Coding region: 1-2082 (693 amino acids)
Source: RefSeq, a predicted model, not a curated record
AUGAAGUCCACAGCUCUUAUUGCCGGACUCUCGAGUCCGCUCUUCGCAGUCGCAAAUUCCUGGAAUCCUUAUUACCUGAGCCAUGCUCAGCCUUCGCUGGAAACACGCGACGCAUCCGAAGCACUACUCCCGUAUGCAUUAGAACCGCUCCCGCUGGGAGUAGUCCACCCAAAUGGCUGGCUGCGCGAUCAACUGCGCCUGAUGGCCGACGGUCUCCCGGGUCAUGAGCAUGAUUUCUAUCGUUACGUCCGCGAUAAUCUUUGGGUAGGCGGAGACCAAGAAUACAGCGAUGCGCACGAAGCCCUCCCCUACUGGUACAACGGACUGGUGCCUCUUGCCUACCUCCUCAACGACCAGCGUCUCAAAGAUCAGGUGGCAAACACUACCGACUACGUCCUAUCCCAUCAACAACCCGAUGGAUGGCUCGGCCCAGAGACCAAUGUCACUGAGCGCGCAUUCUGGGCGCGGUAUCCGAUGCUCCUGGGACUGACCCAGCUAGCGGAGGUAGAGGCCAACACGCCCCUACGGACUCGCAUCCUCGAUGCGAUCCACCGUUUCGUCGAGCUGGCCCAUUCCAUGCUCUCCGAUAACUACCAAGGCUACGUCAAGCACGACGGCCAAAACUUCGACGACCAAUGGGGGCGUGCGCGUGCAGCUGAUAUGAUCAUGUCGCUACAGUGGCUGUACGAGCAUGACCCGCGCAAUCACUCAGAAACGCUACUCGAUUGCAUGACCUUGUUCCACAACCAGGCCCUGAACUGGUCGCAUUGGUACACCGACGAAGUCUACCCCAAAGCGGAUCUCGACACCCUGCCCGACGAUUUCACCAGUGCCAACUGGCCCUACGAACACGGCGUCAACAUCGCCGAGGGUCUGAAAUUUGGCGCCGUGAUCCGACGCUUCAAGCACGACGAUGCCUUUGCCGAGACCUCCCGGAGAGCUGUCAACUGGACGAUGCAGUAUCACAGCACCCCAUCCGGGUCCAUCAUCGCCGACGAGAGACUGGUAGGCCUCAGUCCGGUCCGGGGCGUUGAGCUGUGCACGGUUGUCGAAACAAUGUUCUCGCUCAGCUACAUCUAUCAUGCGCUGGGCGAGAACCACUUUGCCGAUCGGUGCGAGUUGGCUGCAUACAACGCGCUGCCGGUGAUGACCCUGCCAGACUGGUGGGCGCACCAGUACGUCGCGCAGACGAACCAACCCAUCUCCCACCAGCUCGACCAGUCUCCGUUCUCCACGGUCAACGAGGUCGGCCAGACGUACGGUCUUGAGCCCAACUAUCCCUGCUGUACCGUGAACCACCCGCAAGGGUACCCGAAAUACGUCGCCGCGUCGUAUGCUCGCGUUGGCCAGAAUGGGAUCGCGCAUGUUCUCCUCGGACCAACCUCCGCCAAUGCAACAACGCGAGCUGGCCUGAAGGUGGAUGUUAUCUGCGACACCGCGUAUCCGUUCACACAACAGCUAUCAUAUUGGAUCAGGGCGGACAAUUCAUUUGACUUUCAUGUGCGUGUUCCUCAGUGGGCGCGGUGGGUGAAAUUCUGGAUCAACGACUUCCAGCUCAAUAAUGUCAAGCCCGACCCCGUCACUGGGCUGCAGCGGAUCUCACUGGACGGGGACGUGUCCUUCGUCCGCGUGGAAUUUGGUGCCGACAUCCGGGUUGAAUCGCGCGCAAACGACACCGUAUCGAUAUACCAUGGCGCGCUUCUGUAUGCCAUCCCUAUCCCGUAUAAUCUCACCUCGUACCGCGAUUCGAACUAUCCAGACGCCCCGGCGAAUGUAUUGAACCAUGAUCUGUUGCCGACGGCAGCAUGGGCCUACGCCAUCGACCCAUCGACAUUGCGGUACAAGGGGCUCCCAAUCAACACGACGAAGGUCCCCAAUCCGCUGUGGACGGAUCAAGCACCGACAGCCAUUACAGCGAAAGUCUGCGAGAUUCGCUGGGACCUCGUUGACGGUUAUGCGCCGAACCCUCCUCUGAGCGAAAAUAGAAGCUGUCUCGGAGAUCCGUUCGACAUCGACCUGAUUCCGUACGGCGGGGCGAAGCUACACCUUGCCGAGAUACCAGUUGUAGAUUUGGCGGGGUGA